AACAUUAACUCAGACUGGCUCGUCUUGUUUGCCCUGAAGCUCCACUGAGUUGUGCCAAGGGCAGUACCCAAGACUGCUUAAGAGUCUGGGCUCUGGGCCGAAGGUCCCCAGGCAUACAAUGCUCUGGAUGUUCACACAGACUCUCAAUCCAACAUCUUAGCCCGGAGUCGGCUGAAUUAGUUCUUCUGGCAGGUGCCUCUCGCUGUCCACUCAGCCAUGUCGUCCUGCAGCCGCGUGGCCCUGGUGACCGGGGCUAACAAGGGCAUCGGCUUCGCCAUCACGCGGGACCUGUGUCGGAAGUUCUCGGGGGACGUGGUGCUCACCGCGCGCGACGAGGCGCGGGGCAAGGCGGCGCUGCAGCAGCUGCAGGCGGAGGGCCUGAGUGCCCGCUUCCACCAGCUGGACAUCGACGACCGGCACAGCAUCCGCGCCCUGCGCGACUUUCUGCUCAAGGACUACAGGGGACUGGACGUGCUGGUCAACAACGCGGGCAUUGGCACCUGGCCCAAGAAUAAGCCACCAAGUAGGAAAAGUGACUUCUUUAAGAGCGCCCAGCCAGGCACGGAUCCUACCCACUUCCACAUCCAGUCAGAAGCAGCAAUGAAAACAAACUUUUUUGGUACCCGAGCUGUCUGCACUGAGCUCCUCCCUCUAAUAAAACCCCAAGGCAGAGUGGUGAAUGUGUCGAGCGUCAUAAGUCUUGAUGUCCUGAAAAACUGCAGCCGGGAGCUGCAGCAGAAAUUCCGAAGCGAGACCAUCACUGAGGAGGAGCUGGUGGGGCUCAUGAACAAGUUUGUGGGAGACACGAAGAAGGGGAUUCAUGAGAAAGAAGGCUGGCCUAACAGUGCGUAUGGCGUCACCAAGAUUGGGGUGACGGUCCUGUCCAGAAUCCACGCCCGGAAACUCAGCGAACAGAGGAGAGGGGACAAGAUCCUCCUCAACGCCUGUUGCCCAGGGUGGGUGAGAACGGACAUGGCGGGACCAAAAGCCACCAAGAGCCCAGAGGAAGGAGCAGAGACCCCCGUGUACUUGGCCCUUUUGCCCCCAGAUGCAGAGGGGCCUCAUGGGCAGUUUGUUCAAGAAAAGAAAGUAGAACAGUGGUGAACUCAAUCAACUUUCCCCUCUUCC
Phodopus roborovskii (desert hamster) is the source of this 1128-nucleotide messenger RNA. Its product is annotated as carbonyl reductase [NADPH] 1. Bases 217 to 1104 code for a protein of 295 amino acids. The transcript has 3 exons. The record is from RefSeq and is a predicted model, not a curated record. NCBI's taxonomy places the organism in Eukaryota, Metazoa, Chordata, Mammalia, Rodentia, Cricetidae. Gene Ontology annotation, molecular function: carbonyl reductase (NADPH) activity.